AUGCAAUCUUAUACCCUGGGGCGGUUGACUUUGGCUCGCCAAGCCUGUGGCCGUGCGAUGUCCACCACUGUUCCGCUUGUUUCAACGGUCCACGGUGAUCCGUCAUCCUCGACGACGCCGUUAAUCAUGGCCCACGGUCUUUUUGGACAAAAGCAAAACUUUCGAACGAUUGCGAAGAAUAUAAACGAAAAAACUGGCGCCACCGUACAUUGUGUCGAUUUGCGGAAUCAUGGAGAUUCUCCGCACGCCACAGGAAUGACUUAUGAGGAGUUGUCGACCGAUCUGAUUCAAUACAUUCGAAAGGCAGGGCUUAUACUCUGUGCGUGCUUCUUUUUUGUUCUGAAUGGUUUUCUGGGUCUCUCAAAAUUCAGUUCUGGUCUUCAACAAAUUUUAUUAAAAAUUCUUAGGUAUUUCUUUUUAGAUUUUUCUUGCAAGGAAUGCUAUUUAUUAACUUCCGUAACAAAUUAUUAUGUGUUCCGAUUUAAAAAAAAAAAGAUUUAUAUGUUUUCGAAGGCGCGUUAACCUCUCCUGACUUGAAAAGCACGGAAAAGGCACUUCGUUUCGAUAAUUCUAGUUUUCGGAACGUUUUACCAUAGAAACAGUUCACCAAGAAAGAAAGACUAAAUGUUUAAUGGCUUUUCAUGAUAUUUUCAUGAUCAUUGAUGGACCCAGUUUUCCAGAUUCAAGAGAAGUCCGGCGUGAAGAAGGUCCACGUUCUGGGCCAUUCGAUGGGCGGCAAAACAGCCAUGCGGCUAGCACUUCGACCAGAUGGCCAGGAACUGAUCGACCGGCUCAUUAUUGAGGACGCAUCGCCGCGCGGCAAUAAAACCCACGAUUCUGGGUUCAUCGGCUACAUCCGAGCACUAAAAAAGCUCGAUUUGCACCGGCCGCGAAAGAACUUGCUCGACGACUUGGCCCCAGGCAUUCCUGACCUUCCUCUCCGACAGUUUUUCCUGACUAAUCUGCAGAAAAGCAAAGAUGACCCGUCAAAAAUGGAGUGGAAGUGCAAUUUGGACGCCCUCGAGCACUAUGUUCGCGAUAUUCUUGGCGAAGGAUUGACGGGUUCUGAUGGGACUUUUUCCGGUGAUACUUUAUUCCUUCGUGGAGAGCUCUCCGACUUCUUUACCGAUAAGGAUGAGCCGCUCGUCCGGAAUCUGUUCCCCAAGGUAGUUAUUAGUGAAAAUUAAAUAUUUUUGACGCGAAACUAUCAAUUUGUUUCUUCUAAACUUUCAUAUAUGUAGUAAUCAACGCGUUUUUGUGCAAAAAGUGAUGUGAAAUAUGAGAAGAUUCGGUUAACUCGGGUUUGAAGUAUCGCGUAACUAAAAAUUCCGAUUUUCUUUUUAUUUUCACCCUUUAGAAAGGUAUAUAGAUUCCAUAAAAGGAAACUUUUCGAUAUCUUGUUCAGAAUUCCUCUAGUUCUGGCGAAGUUCGGGUGCUAUAGGCCAUUCCGCGCUAGCUUGACGUUUUUUUUUUCCGCCAAAAGGCCAGGUCAAAUUUAACCAACUUUCGCUUCAAGACCGUUGUUUCUCGCCGUUAUAAAAGCAGAAAUUUGAUCUAAUUUGGUAUACGGUCUUUUUGGUGGGAAGAAAAACUUGACAAGCUGACGCGGAAUAGACUAAGGAGACUUGAAAAGGCCGCAGGAACACUUUGAAUUUUCUUUUUGAACCAGAAACGACUGAAAAUUGAAGACUCCCAAGUUUAUUUCUUACGAAACCGAUGCUUGAACCUCGCAAAAAUGUAGUUUUUGUUCCCUAUAAAUCGUUCUCAUCAACUUUUCUCCUACAAAAGAUAAAAAAAACACGUUUGGAGGUGCGGUUCGAGACGAUCCCGAACGCGCGUCACUGGGUGCACAGUGAUCAGCCGCGGGCGUUUGUCGAAAGCGUCUGCAACUUUCUGCAGCACUAG
Caenorhabditis auriculariae is the source of this 1905-nucleotide messenger RNA. Lineage: Eukaryota; Metazoa; Nematoda; Chromadorea; Rhabditida; Rhabditidae. The record is from the annotation of a GenBank genome assembly.